Messenger RNA from Aspergillus candidus, 1089 nucleotides. RefSeq lists its product as uncharacterized. Lineage: Eukaryota; Fungi; Ascomycota; Eurotiomycetes; Eurotiales; Aspergillaceae. The record is from RefSeq and is a predicted model, not a curated record. The coding region runs from base 1 to 1089 and encodes 362 amino acids. The transcript has 3 exons.
AUGUUAGGGCGAGCCUACAGAGGACUGCCUCGUAGUAAAAGCAGGUAUGUGAUAAACGAGACUGGCCGACGAACUAUUGCUACCUUCAUGCCACCUAGUUCGGGCACCGCGGACCCUUUGGAACGCUGGAGGAACCCUCCUCCUGAAGCCGAGCCAGCCAAUUUAUCGGCUAUUCAAAAUGCGCUUGAAAGUCAAUCGAUUGGGAAAAGUGUCACCAGUGCAUCCUCUCGUCUCUCCAACCGAUCUUGCUUGUCCGCUAUAUCCAGUGGCAGCCAGAACCCUUCGAUCAAGACAUCUGGAGUUCAAAAGAAACAGUCCAGCACAAGCAGAAAGAAGCGGAGUGCUUUUAACAAUCCUCUCAUAUUUUACUGCACGUUCUGCUGUGAUAAACUUAAGAACAAAUAUGACUGGAUGCGUCAUGAGAAGUCUAUCCAUCUCAACCUGGAGAAUUGGACGUGCGCACCGUAUGGCGGUUCAGUCGUAUUACCAUCAACAGGUCGCAUGCGGAAAUUUCGGCGAAGUGACCACCUGUUUCAGCAUCUGCGCCUUUUCCACCGUCUGGACACUAUGCCUCUCAUCCACGGAUGGAAACAUGUCACCGUGGACUUCUCGUCCCGCUGUGGAUUCUGCGACAGCCGGAUGUCCAACUGGGACGAGCAAGCCGAUCAUCUAACAGUCCACUUCCGCCAAGGAUGUACGAUGGCCCACUGGAAAAGCGAUCAUGAAUUUCCGCCAGAGAUCGCUGCGCAAGUCAAACAUAGUGUACCUCCAUAUCUGCUCGACUUCGAAUCCCGAACCCUCGUCCCUUUCUCCGCUACAAACGGUGCUGUCAAUGAUCAUCUCUCUCAGAUGCUGACCUGGGCCAGUUUUCUAAAAGCAAAAGACGAACCUCAAAUGCAUCCAGAAUCAGAAGCUCUGGAGGUGGCACUGCAACCAGCUCCAGAGCCUCAGUUGGAUUCGUAUACUGAAGUACUCACGCGUCACUUAAGCCAUUACGCACAACGGAUGAUGAGCAGCGACACAAUCCCCGCAGACGAGAUGUUUCAGGUAAAGGCGAGGCAUCUGUUGUUUGAUUCCAAUUAUCAGUGA